AUGGAUACUACAGAACCAAGCCAAUUUGUGCAUUAUGAGCGAUCAUGGCUUCACCGACACUGUCCAUCCCCCAUAAUCCAACACCAGCUGGCUCAGGGGUCAGGCCAACUCUUCUCAGGGCUCCUGGCCAUGAACAUCGUGUUCCUGGGAGCAGCUGUGGUCAGCAGUGUGAUCCUGGCUGAGGGCUCCGUGAGCUCUAAAGUCUCAGACAUCUUCAUGUGCAUCCUCAUGCUUCUCAGUACUGGCUGGGCUUUCUACCACCUGCUGUGCACCCGGAGAAAACCCCACGCACUACCGAUCCAAGACAGACAUGCAGGGGCCCUCUGGGUAAAAGCCUCUCUGAUUUUGUUUGGCAUAUGCAGUCUACUUCUAAUUGCGUUUAAGAUCAGCUAUCGUGUGAUGCUCCUACAGUGUGAUAACCUAACGACUGACAUCCUUUUCGCCUCUGUGGAACUCCUUUUCAUUUGUGUGCAGACAUGUCUCCUAUGGUUCACCUGCAAGGACUGCAUCCAAGUGCAACACAACCUAACCAGAUUCGGUCUCAUGCUGACACUCUCCACCAACCUGCUACUUUGGAUUUUGGAUGUUAUCAUUGACUCAGUGAACAGAAAAGAUGAUAUACAAGAAAACAUUACUCUAAGAUUGAAACGUUUGGACAUGACUUCUUGUACAUGUGGAAAUGACUCCCCCUGUUGGACUUUCAAGCAUGGGUAUGUGACUCUGUACCCUUUCAAGCUAGAAUAUUGUUUGAUCUGCGCUUCUAUGCUAUUUGUCAUGUGGAAAAACGUUGGCAGAAGGGAGCAUGGACACUCUUCCCAUCAAGAGCCUAGAUUCCACCUGAAAGGGGUGGUGUAUGGUCCUUUUCUUGGAGGAGCAGUUCUACUAGUGGGUCUUUGUAUCUUCAUUCAAUACCAAGUCCAGGCAUCUGCUGGCAUGGCCCCACUGACAUCCUUUCUAUUCUAUUAUGCAUACUGUGUCACCCUUCUGCCCAUUAUGAUCAUUUCCUGUAUCAUAGGCACACUCUCCCUUAGCCUAGGGGAGAAAGACAGACACAUUGGACAGCACAGAGAGAAGAAAGAUGACAUGGCAAUAGACGAGAAACACAGACUUGAAAUGGAGCUGGAACAGAUAGGGGAGGAUAUACAACAUAAUAAAGAGAACAAUGAGUCUAUACAUUGUAAUGGAGAGAGAGGGGAGCACUGGAAUUCAAAGGAAGAAGACAUCCAGGUGACAGAGGAGAACAAAGAAAACUGGAAAAAUAAGAAGGGUGAGAAUAGGACAGAGAAUGGGGAACAGUGUGAGGUUCUUGGAGAGGACAAUCAGUACAUGCAAGAUGAUGAUGAUGAUGACCAAAGAAAGUUGGAGCAAAGGAUGGAGAACAGGCAUGAUGCGAUGGUUGACCAAACAGCAGGGAAGAGGACAAAGUACAAAGAUGGACAAGGAAAAAAGGAGCAAAGAGACAUCCUGGAUGGAGGCCACAAACAUACUAAUGUAAUGGGAGAUGCUAAGAACUACACUCGCAGUUUGGAUAUUGUUUUGCUGUUGGCAGCUGCUCUGGGACACUUCUCAAUCUCCUAUUUCUCUUUAGUGGCAAUUGUAGCUACAAAUAACUGGAAUCUGUUAAAUAGCCUUAAUCUGGCAUACUCUGUACUUAUGAUUUUGCAGCAUAUGUCUCAAAACAUAUUUAUCAUUGAGGGCCUCCGAGGAGACCAUGGGAGGCCAAUAAGUCCUCAUCCUAACACAGAGGAGGCAGAGGAGCAGGAGGAUUUGCAUCGCAGAAUGUCAUUAAUGGAUCUUCGGAGAGCAUCACUGGCCUAUCUGCAGGACAUGGGACGUCUCAGCAUUAGCAGAAGAUCUGUGAAGGAGAUCUCACUCUUCCUUGUUCUCUGUAAUAUUAUGUUCUGGAUUAUGUCAGCAUUUGGUGCCCAUCCUCAAUAUGAGAACGGUUUGGAGCAGGAAUUCUAUGGAAACUCCACCUGGCUAUCUAUCCUCAACUUCGGACUGCCCCUAUCAGUGUUUUACAGGAUGCACAGUGUGGGGGGGCUUCUGGAAGUGUAUAUCAGUGCAUGA
Bombina bombina (fire-bellied toad) is the source of this 2070-nucleotide messenger RNA. Its product is annotated as proton channel OTOP3-like. The coding region runs from base 1 to 2070 and encodes 689 amino acids. Gene Ontology annotation, biological process: proton transmembrane transport. The transcript has 7 exons. Gene Ontology annotation, cellular component: membrane. The record is from RefSeq and is a predicted model, not a curated record. NCBI's taxonomy places the organism in Eukaryota, Metazoa, Chordata, Amphibia, Anura, Bombinatoridae. Gene Ontology annotation, molecular function: proton channel activity.